Molecule: messenger RNA, 2920 nt
Organism: Scomber japonicus (chub mackerel)
Lineage: Eukaryota; Metazoa; Chordata; Actinopteri; Scombriformes; Scombridae
Product: cadherin-4-like
Exons: 17
Coding region: 119-2920 (933 amino acids)
Biological process (GO): calcium-dependent cell-cell adhesion; homophilic cell-cell adhesion; cell morphogenesis
Cellular component (GO): catenin complex; plasma membrane; adherens junction
Molecular function (GO): calcium ion binding; cadherin binding
Source: RefSeq, a predicted model, not a curated record
CGUAACGAACAGUCUUACCAAAGAGGGGGAUAAAUUACCCAAUUAUUGGAGAAGAAUUACGAUUCGACCCUCUUUCUGAUUCCUCGUCCAGGCAGCCCUGGCUCGAUUGCUCGCCACGAUGAGAACUGACUUCGCUCUGGUCCUGACAGCAGCCCUUCUUCUUGACACAUUCUGGAGGAAUAAUGGGGAGCAUGCUACCAAGGGUCCCUGCCGACCUGGCUUCUCACAAAGCUUCUACUCUGUGCCGAUUUCAAGGGAUGUACUGCAAGGCCAAGGCAUACUCAAAGAUACCACAGUGUCAUCACAGAAAGUGAAAUUUGACGACUGCAUGGGGAAUGAGGCGGUGGCUUUCCAGAGCAGUGACCCCAACUUCAGUGUGCGGGCAGAUGGGUCCAUCUUUGCUCAGCGAGAGGGUGCCAGCCUGGAUGAACCAGUCCAGUUUAAACUGACAGCAAGUGGUCCACACACACAUGUAUUUGAGACUGUGGUCCAACUGGCACUGAUUGACCCUCCUUCCCCCCAACAAAAUGAAAAUGAGGUCACAAAGGAAGAGGGGAAAGUGGCCGAGAGAAAAGAGAAGGAGGCGUUCCAAGCACCACCUCCUGUCAUCAUGUUCUCAGGGUCAGGCCUGAACAGCUCCAAGGGUCUACGGAGACAGAAGAGGGAUUGGGUGAUCCCACCAAUCAACGUGGCAGAAAAUUCUCGAGGACCGUUCCCUCAGAUGCUCGUCAGCAUUCGUUCAGACCAGGACCAAGAUAUCUCGAUUCGAUACAGCAUCACCGGCGUGGGAGCAGAUCAACCACCCAAUGAGGUGUUUAAUAUCGACCCUGUGCUUGGAAAGAUGUUCGUCACCAAACCUCUUGAUCGAGAACAUCGGUCUUCUUACCAUCUGCGAGCCCAUGCCGUGGACAUGAAUGGGAACCAAGUUGAGAACCCUAUUGAUCUAUACAUCUUCGUUAUCGACAUGAACGACAACAGACCCGAGUUCAAAAACCAGGUCUACAAUGGCUCGGUGGAUGAAGGGUCUAAACCAGGAACAUAUGUGAUGCACCUGUCAGCAUUCGAUGCCGACGACAACACCACAGCUAAUGGAAUGGUGCGCUAUCGAAUCCUGUCCCAGACACCGCACAGCCCCAUCCCUAACAUGUUCACCAUCAACAGUGAGAAUGGAGAUAUAGUGACAGUGGCACCUGGUCUCGAUCGAGAGAAAGUGUCCCAGUAUACCAUCAUCGUGCAGGCCACUGACAUGGAGGGCAACCUGAACUUUGGCCUUUCCAACACGGCCACUGCCAUCAUCACUGUCACGGACAUCAACGACAAUCCUCCUAUGCUGACCUCCAGAACUUUUUCUGGUGAGGUCCCAGAGAACCGAGUGGAUGUCGUGGUGGCAAAUCUGACUGUGAUAGAUGCUGACCAACCACACUCCCCCAACUGGAAUGCCAUCUACAGAAUCAUCAGUGGAGACCCAUCCGGGCACUUCACCAUUCGAACCGACCCUGUAAGCAACGAUGGCAUGGUGACCGUUGUCAAGCCAGUAGACUUUGAGAUGAACCGUGCCUUCAUGCUGACGGUGGUCGUGUCCAAUCAGGCCCACCUUGCCAGUGGGAUCCAGUCCUCGCUUCAGUCCACAGCUGGGGUCACCAUAUCUGUUCAGGAUGUCAAUGAACCCCCUUACUUCCCUACGAACCCGAAACACAUCCGCUUUGAGGAGGGUGUCCCUGCUGGUACCAGCCUGACAACCUUCUCAGCCUCAGAUCCCGACCGACUACAGAUGCAGCAGACAAUCAGGUAUUCAAAGCUUAACGACCCUGCGGACUGGUUGUCCAUCAACAGAACCAAUGGUCAGAUAGUGACCACAGCAGUGCUCGACCGAGAGUCUGUCUACGUCAAAAACAACAUGUAUGAAGCCACAUUCCUGGCAACAGACAAUGGAUCUCCUGCAGCCAGCGGCACAGGCACUCUGCAGAUCUAUCUGAUAGAUAUUAAUGACAACCCCCCAGUGCUCAUACCUAGGGAGUCUCAGAUCUGUGAGCAGAUGAACAAGAACGCCAACGGUGUCAACAUCACUGCCGCUGAUGCCGACACAGACCCCAAUGCUGGGCCCUUUGUCUUCGAGCUGCCCAACUUUCCCACUACCAUCCGACGCAACUGGACAAUCUCUAGGAUCAGUGGCAACUACGGCCGUCUGGGUCUACGGUACCAUGUAUAUUUAGAGCCAGGGGUGUAUGAGGUACCUGUAAUUGUGUCGGACUCGGGGAACCCUCCAUUGUCCAACAGGUCGGUCAUCAAAGUGAAGGUGUGUCCGUGCGAUCAAAACGGAGAUUGCACCACUGUUGGGGCCGUGGCAGCCGCUGGUUUGGGAACUGGAGCCAUCGUCUCCAUCCUCAUCUGUAUCAUCAUACUGCUCAGUAUGGUGCUGUUGUUUGUAGUGUGGAUCAAGCGCAGAGAGAAGGAGAGGCAGACCAAGCAGCUGCUUAUUGACCCUGAAGACGAUGUCAGAGACAACAUACUCAAAUACGAUGAAGAGGGAGGAGGAGAGGAGGACCAGGACUACGACCUGAGCCAGCUGCAGCAGCCUGACUCCUUGGAGCACAUCAUCAGCAAGCCGCCUGGUGUCCGCAGGGUGGAUGAACGUCCCAUCAUCCCAGAGUCCCAGUAUCCAAUCAGACCUGUCGUGCCCCACCCUGGAGACAUUGGGGACUUCAUCCAUGAGGGUUUGCGAGCAGCAGACAACGACCCCACAGCCCCUCCGUAUGACUCCCUGCUGGUGUUUGACUACGAGGGCAGCGGCUCUACCGCCGGCUCUGUCAGCUCCCUCAACUCCUCCAGCACGGGGGACCAGGACUAUGACUACCUCAAUGACUGGGGCCCCCGCUUCAAGAAACUGGCUGACAUGUACGGAGGAGGGGACGAUGAUUAA